AUGGACACUCUCUCCUUUAAGGAGCGGGUUCAUCAGUGCCGACGCAACAGACAACCUCUCACAGAUGAAGAAAUCGCCUAUAUCACCCAGGAGAGUGCCGAGUUAGCUGGUGCCGCUUCAGAUCAGAUUCAGUGGAUGUCAAAGGCAGAGCAGGUGCUGAGCAAACCUGCUAGUGAAAUCACCAUGGAUGACGCCCGAAACAUAACGUCGAAGGAGGUAUCAGUCGCCUACGGAUAA
This is a messenger RNA of Aspergillus clavatus NRRL 1, 237 nucleotides long. RefSeq lists its product as uncharacterized. The coding region runs from base 1 to 237 and encodes 78 amino acids. The transcript is spliced from 2 exons. The record is from RefSeq and is a predicted model, not a curated record. NCBI's taxonomy places the organism in Eukaryota, Fungi, Ascomycota, Eurotiomycetes, Eurotiales, Aspergillaceae.